CCAAUCACUAAUGUCAAAAAUAAUUUAUGGAAACACUUAUGUUAUUGGCGUAAAGAUAAAAUAGGAUGUUAAAAAUAUAAAAUAUUUCUUAUAACAAUAAUUAAUGUAAAUUUUAGGGCUUAGAUGUACGUUAAUUAUAACUUUACAGUUGGCUGUUCAUGCAAUUUUACUUGAAUGACAUGGAAGAGGAACAAUGUUUACAUGAAUGUGAAAAUUAUAUUCAGAGUCAUAACAUUCAAUUACUAAUUAAAGAUUGCAUUGUACAAUUAUGUGUAAACAAACCCGAAAAUCCUGUAUCAUUUCUAAGACAAUAUUUCCAAAAAUUAGAAAGAGAGCAAGCAAAAGCUGCUGCGGCUGCUGCAGCAACAUCAGAAGGUGAAGCAGAUGGAGAGCUCUCACCAUUACCAGUAUUAGGAGGGCAGUUACCCAGGCGACGAGGGGGCAUUAGUGCUGAACCAGUCACAGAGGAGGAUGCUACUAGUUAUGUUAAAAAGGUGGUGCCAAAAGAUUAUAAAACGAUGGGCGCUUUAUCUCGUGCUAUAGCCUCAAAUGUAUUAUUUACCCAUCUGGAUGAAUCGGAGCGCGCAGAUAUGUUCGAUGCAAUGUUCCCCGUGCAAUGUCUUCCUGGAGAGACUGUCAUCCGCCAGGGAGAUGAAGGCGACAACUUUUAUAUUAUAGAUUCGGGAGAAGUUGAGGUGCUCGUAAAUGGUGAGCCGGUGACCACGAUUGGUGAAGGCGGCAGUUUCGGUGAGUUGGCGCUGAUCUAUGGAACGCCGCGUGCUGCUACGGUGCGCGCGCGCACCUCUCUCAAACUGUGGGGGCUCGACCGCGACUCUUACCGACGCAUACUCAUGGGAUCCACGAUUAGGAAGCGACGCAUGUACGACGAGUUCUUAUCUCGAGUUUCGAUAUUAGAAAGUUUAGAAAAAUGGGAAAGAUUGACUGUUGCCGAUGCACUAGAACCAGUAUCAUUUUCUGAUGGAGAAACCAUAGUACGCCAAGGGGAGCCUGGGAAUGAUUUUUAUAUCAUUGUUGAAGGUACUGCAGUAGUUUUGCAACAACGUAGUGGACAGGGAGAGGAAGCCGCCGUUGAAGUCGGCAGACUCGGGCCGUCGGACUACUUCGGGGAAAUAGCGUUGUUACUGGACCGGCCGCGCGCCGCCACCGUCCGCGCCGCCGGCCCGCUCAAGUGCGUCAAGCUCGACCGCGCCAGGUUUGAGAGAGUGCUGGGACUUUGUGCCGAUAUUUUAAAACGCAAUAUUGCAAAAUACAAUUGUUUUGUUUCAAUUUCUGUCUAGAUUGAUUUUAACGUGUUUGACGUUAUGUACUUUUCAUCUAGCGUCUAGAUUCUAGAGCUUGCCAUGCGAGGCAUUCGGAUUAUUUUUUGUGUUGUAGAAUAACAAUAGCAAUUGUUGAUGUGUUGAUGUUCAUGAGUACAGUUUGUCAUUUUAUGUUUUUAAAAUAACAAUGUUUCGUACAAUAAACUUAGAGUUAUAAUUCCCUUUACAGAAUAUUUUUCCGUCGCAAUACAAUGUUUUUAAUAAGAGAUGCUGUAUCGUGUAUGCCUGUACAUAGUGUUGGCUAUUAUUUAAAUGACUAUAGUCUCAUUUAUACAGUUAUUGCAAUAUGAAUAUCACCGUUUGAUUUGAAAUAAAUAUUCUAACAGUAUUUAUGUAUUGCAUCGGCAGGUAUUGUCGCAUCACUUGGCCCGCAAAUAUUUAUUUAACUAAUCACUGCCCAUACUAGGUAAUUAUUACGUUUUCGGAUGUAGAUAAAAUCUGUGUGGGAAUAGUUACCAUGUCGUUGGAGACGAUGAUAUAAAAAUAUCACAAAAA
This is a messenger RNA of Manduca sexta (tobacco hornworm), 1835 nucleotides long. It is a transcript of the gene Pka-R1, whose product is annotated as cAMP-dependent protein kinase type I regulatory subunit. Gene Ontology annotation, cellular component: cAMP-dependent protein kinase complex. The record is from RefSeq and is a predicted model, not a curated record. Bases 159 to 1298 code for a protein of 379 amino acids. Gene Ontology annotation, biological process: regulation of protein phosphorylation. Gene Ontology annotation, molecular function: cAMP-dependent protein kinase regulator activity. The transcript has 7 exons. NCBI's taxonomy places the organism in Eukaryota, Metazoa, Arthropoda, Insecta, Lepidoptera, Sphingidae.